This is a messenger RNA of Dujonia railenensis, 1182 nucleotides long. The record is from the annotation of a GenBank genome assembly. NCBI's taxonomy places the organism in Eukaryota, Fungi, Ascomycota, Pichiomycetes, Serinales, Debaryomycetaceae.
AUGUGGAAAUCUGCUCUUCGCCCCUUCACUAAGCUCAACGUAUUUGCUCGUCGACAGUAUUCCGAAACUGGAUUUCAAGACAUACUACUCUCGCAUAGCAUACAUAAAUCUAAUGAGUCCUCACUAAUACGAUGUACAAUCUUCGAUGGUAGCGGGAAUAUGGUGGCCCAUGGGAAGGAUUUCACUAAGAUAGAAUUCAUGAAAUUGCACGAUUUGAUUCCCAGAGACUUCCGUAAGUUAAACAAACAUAAAUCAUUUAACUCAUCCAAUGAUAAUUCAACCGAUAUAGUGCCCUCGAUUCUAACAAGAUCAAAUUCAGUUCUCUUGAAUUUAUCUAACGUAAGAGCACUCAUAAAGAUGGAUAAGGUCAUCCUUUUCGAUGCAGGUCCACUGAAUGGCUUCACAGGACCAGGAUUGCUGGUUGCCAACUACUCUCAAUCUCAUUCAAUAGGACUAUUCUUGAAAGAUUUGGAAAAGAGGCUAAAGGAAGUUUCUGAUCAUGAACAUUUACCUUACGAGUUCCGAGCCCUUGAGGCUAUAUUGAUUCAUGUAAUGUCAAAUCUACAUACUGAAAUGAAAGUACAUCAGACUGUGCUUCAAAAUAUUAUCAAUGGAUUGGAGACUUCCAUUGACAGGCAAAAGUUAAGAUACUUGCUAAUUCAAUCGAAGAAGAUUGCUCAGUUCCAUCAGAAAGCAAAAUUGAUUCGUGACUUAUUGGAUGAUCUUUUAGAGCAAGAUGAUGAGUUAAAUGAAUUGUACCUCACCGCCAAGGCCCAGGGUGUUCCAAGGCAAGGUACAAACCAUGCAGAAGUAGAAAUGCUUAUUGAAUCAUAUUAUAAAACAUCAGACGAGAUUGUACAAACAGCCGAAAACUUGAUCUCUCAGAUCAAAACCUCGGAAGAAAUCAUCAGCAUCGUUCUAGAUUCUAAUAGAAACGAGCUAAUGCUACUUGGGUUGAAGUUUUCUGUUGGGUUGCUUUCCAUUGGGACAGCACUCUGGAUUGCUUCGUUGUACGGAAUGAACUUGGAAAACUUUAUAGAAGAGAAAGAUGGAGGGAUGGAAGCUGUUGUUACUAUCAGUAUGGUGAUAUUUUUCUUGUUUUUACUUGUGAGUGUUAAGAAGCUAUCAAAAUUACAGAAAGUGACAAUGACUGGGGUCAGAGAGGAAAGAGGUCAUAAAUAG